Pelagomonas calceolata is the source of this 1166-nucleotide messenger RNA. NCBI's taxonomy places the organism in Eukaryota, Pelagophyceae, Pelagomonadales, Pelagomonadaceae. The record is from the annotation of a GenBank genome assembly.
CCCUACCGCUUAGCUCCCCGACACGAAUAACGGCUCCCAGCCGUACCACCCACCGGUCCGUGGAGGCGCCCCCGCCCCAAGCGUCCCGAACCGCGCCGCGGCGCUCCUGUGCGCUCUGACGUCGCGCGUUGGUCCUUGGAAUCAAGAGCUCGCAACCACGCGCCGCGCGACGCCAUGGCCGCCGCCGCGACGCUGCCGCCGCGCGUCUCCACUCUAGGCCAUGGCCCACGGGUCCUGGGGGCAGCCGCGCCCGCCGCGGAGGCCCUCGGGCUCGGGGCAGCCAUGCGAGACCGGCCGCUGGGCCCGCUGAGCCCGAACCCCGACGACUGGGGCCAGUACGUCGACGACGACGAUCUACAAACAUCGGAGGACGAUGGGUAUGCGUCUACUGUUUCUCUCGUCCGCGGCUCGCAGGACAAUUUGAGCCGCGACGUCUCGUCGCAGUCGCUCGACUCGCUCUGCGAGCUCGCGGCGGCGAAGCAAUCGCGCUCGCCGAGCGACGCGAGCGACGCGCCGGCGCGGGAGCACUGCCUCUCGACCUUACAUCAGCUCGUCGCCGAGGACCUUUCGGACGAGGACACCGUUUUAGUGGUGGCGCGGGGCCCCGGGUCCGCGCGCUUCGAGCAGGAGCGCUGGUCGAGUGAAGCUCAUAACGGCUGCGCCGUGCCCCGCUCCGCUUCUUACUCACCGGCAACAGCUCCAAGCGUGUGGUCGCGCGAGUUCGAGCACGGCGUCGUCGUCGGCUGCAGCCUCGGCGGCAUCCGCGUGCGGCGGGAACGCCUCUGGCAUUACGCGUCUUAUAGACUGUUGGUCUCGACGGAGGCGACGUGCACGGAGCGCUGGCUGCGCCACUCCGAUUUGCGGGCGUUGCAUAGUGCGCUGCCCGCUACCGCCGCCUUCGACCGCGUGCGGUCGCUGUGGAACGAGGCUGAAUGUAGCAGAAAACGGUGGCGGUCCCUAGAUUUGAGCUACCUCGUCCAGCGGCGGCGCUUCUACGAGGCGUAUAUUGCCGAACUGGUUUUCGCCGUGUCGUCGCCGGACGAGUUGGCUUUUUACUUGGGUAGUGGGCGGUCGGCGGCGGCGCGCGUGGCGCCGAGAGCCGCGCGCGAGGCGAGGUAACAACAUGUUUUAACUAUCUACAUUGCGGACGCCCCGGGGUUCGCCGC